CCGAUGUUAAACGAACGCCAGCGUAACAUAUAUAUCGGUGUGUGUUAAGUGUUCAGUUGGUGCGCCUCGGCUGGGCAAAAAUCGCGUAAAAUGGAAACAGAAUUUCGUAGCGAGGUUGAGGUUGCCCGUUGAAAUCAGUGAACAUGGGAAGGUCCAAGUUUCCCGGGAAGCCGCCAAAGACGGUCACCAGGAAACGUAUCAAAGUUCUCGGCCAACCCGAGACAGCCCAAAGCGAUUCGGUAACCGUCGCCGAGAACAUCUAUUACGGACUUUCCCUGUUCAACGAAACAUUUGGUGACAACGAGAAGGAACACCCACCGUUCCAUGGUUUUAGCACUAAAGAGGCUAAUCUGUCCGUGUCUUAUAUCAAAACACAGCAACAUGACACAAAAACCCCAUCCGUCAAACCUACCAAUGAAAGUGUCACUGAAACUAAGAAUUCUUCUGAGAAUAAUGAUAAGGAGGAUAUCAAGCAAGCUGCAAAGUUCCAUAGACCCAAGAACCGCAAGAAUAUCAAGUUCUCAAAUUUCAUGAAAACACCAGUAUUAAAGUCAGUGAACAAUAUUUUGGACCAGCACCAACGAACAAGACAACUACGUAAUAGUACUGCAAAGAGAUUACUGCAGAGGGCGAAGUCUAACAGCAUGACUGCUCAGUGUGGAGACAAACAGAAUGCUGUGAGGAAGUUUAUUCUGCCAGUGCGAAGUGCCCAUUCAUCAAGAGUGAUUAAACCAAAUAAGAGAUUCAUAGAAGAGUUGGAGGAGAUUUCUGAGCACAGUGAGAAUGAAGUCAGCACUCAAGUGAAGAAGGCCAAGUUUGCAAUGAAUAAACUUUGCGAUCGAGAGGAGAAUAUUAGUAAAUUGUGUACAAAACUAAGGAACAAAGCACAAGACGCACAAGGUGUAAAGAGUAAGAGCAAAAUUGCAAAGAAUCAGAAGCCAUUCUCUGUUCCUACAAAAGUUCUUCCUGAUUCCGAUGUUCCAAGUUCAGAGUCUUCCAGGAUUCAGACAAGGUCAGGAAUGCACAGUGAAGCCGUUGAUUUGAAUGUUGAAGGCAGUUCUGAUAAAACUGCAGAGGGAAAUUCAGACAAUUUUGACACGGAAAGCACAUUGUCAGAAAGUGAAAGCGAGCACAGUAAUCACACAGAAGAUGAGCAAUCAGAAUGGACUGGAAUGAAACUAAGUGGUGGGAAAGUAAUUUUAAGGAAAGCAAGAUUAAAAUUAGAUAAUAAAUGUGUUGGAGGAACAGAAGGGCCAUUUUCAACAACAAAUAACAAUAGUGUUACAACUGGAAACACUAAUUUAGGAUUGACAGGUACUAUCAAAUGUGGAGUCUGUGGAGCAGUGCGAUUUUACAGAUUUGUAAAACAGGCCAGAAAAUUUGGCAUCCACAGUUGUGAAUCUUGUAGAAAAUUCAUCAGUAAAAUGAUCAAGCGACAGGCUUGUGCAAAAUCUACGAAUAGUACUCUCCCGAUCCUGCAAUGCCAUAAGGGCGACGGUUUAUGUUUGGUGCCGCCUGUUGUGAGGAGUCAGCAGUGGAAUCUCAUGCGAUGCGUUUACAAAGCCAGGUGUCCGGCUUGUUGGUUGAAGAUGUGUCUGAAAUGUUACAACAUUCCUUCUUCGUUAAGAACAGGCUUGAAUGCACUAUUGCCGCCAAUGAUGAGAGAUCCUUUAAGCGUUCCAUUGUCAUUGAAUCAAGAAGAUGAUAGUCAAGGUCAGAAAUUGAUAUCUUGUAAAUUGGGCUGGCCUGCAGAGGAUAGUUCAGAGAAGAACUUGUUUAAAUCGGCUAUGAGCUGGAGAAACAUGGAAAUGGGUCAGAAAACUAGUUACCAAGGCAGUGGAGGUUUUCUGUAUACAAAAUUAGAUAAAUUUGAUUCAACGCUGAAUAUAUCGCCCAGUAAAAAGAGAAGAAAAAAUAACAGGAUAAAAGUGCGAAAGAAAUUAAAGAAUCCAAUGUUUUCGCCGCCGUCUUUGAAUCAGUGUCCGCAGCCCCUGAGACAGAGACUCGAAUUAAAAGGACCAAGGGUUAAACACGUUUGUCGAAGCGCAAGUGUUGCUCUUGGUCAACCAAUUGCUACUUUUCCCUCCGUGGAUGGAAAAGAAGACACUGAAAGCAAUAAGCACAUUCCGAAAACACUGAAGGAAAAUGAUAGGCUGGAAAAAAAGAGUGAUAUUAAAGAAAAAGAGCAACAAAAACAUAACGAUGAAGAUACUACAAAUGUAAUACAACAGCCUCAUCCGAAAAGAGGGAAACAGCAACAAAAUCUACAAAUGGUACCUAAAACAAAUAACGAGACGUUACACGCAGUAUCUAUAGACUUCUGGGAACAGUACGAUCCCGCAGAAGUUGGUGCAAAAGGUUUUGCUUUGAUUGGUUCAGAACUCUUCCAUAUUUCUGCUAUUUGCUAUCUCUGUGGAAGCGCUGGAAAAGAACCACUGAUCCAUUGUCAAUGCUGUUGUGAGCCAUAUCAUGCGUUUUGUCUGGAACCCAGUGAAUGGAAUGCUUGUGCCCAACCAAAUUGGUGCUGUCCCCGAUGUACAAUAUGCCAAUCCUGCCAUCAAAGAUCUGGUCCAAAACUGUCAUGCAUUCGUUGUCGUCAAUCGUUUCAUCACUCGUGUUUGUCGAAGUCCGGUGUCAGCGCGCGACUAUACAGUCCUGAGAGACCUUAUGUGUGUCAAAGUUGUGUGAAAUGUAAGAGCUGUGGUAGCGAAGGGGUCAAUGUUCAUGUGGGCAACUUACCAUUAUGCUCCAUGUGUUUUAAAUUGCGUCAACAAGGAAAUUAUUGUCCCCUUUGUCAAAGAUGUUACAACGAGAAUGAUUUUGAUACAAAAAUGAUGGAGUGCAGCGAGUGUUCUUAUUGGGUUCAUGCUCGCUGUGAGGGACUUUCCGAUGAGCGUUAUCAGAUCCUCAGUUAUCUUCCUGAUUCAAUCGAAUUCACCUGCAGUCAGUGUUCAUCGAACCCCAAUUCCAUUUGGAGGAACGCUAUAGAAGCUGAACUGAAGGCUGGUUUCAUAGGCGUUAUAAAAUCCUUGAGUAAAAAUAGAAAAGCUUGCGCCGCACUGAAGUGGAGUCCACAGAAGGAAUGUUCGUGUAGAUCUACAAAAAAGUUAGAUUUCUCAGAUGACAAGGUUGAAUCAAAUACUAAAGAAGUUAACACAGAUGAGUCUGAAGAAUGUUCUAAAUCCGAUACAAAUAAAACAGAUGAGGAUCAACCAAGCGAUUCUAAUAGAAGAGGACUAAGGCGCCUUCGACAAAAGUUUCAUUUGAAAGAAUGUUCUGUUAGAGUAAAAAAUUGUGCACUAAAAGAUUCUCAAGAAAGCGAUAAAAAGGAUUCACCGAUCCAAGAAAAUUCUAAUGACACGGAGUGUCAUUGUUCGGAUCAACAAAUCAUUGUCAGACCCUCCCCCACCUUAAUGUCUGUAAAACAGAAAGUGAAUAAUAAUGAAUACAAAACAUUAUCACAAUUCCAUUACGACAUGGAGCGCGUAAUUAACCGAAUAGGAACAAAGGAACUCAUCGACGCUUACCAUGAAACUUUACGCGAGGUAUUUCCAUGGUUCAGCCCGAAAAGUACUAAAAAUACUGAAAAGAGUGAUACGUUACCAGCGAAAGAUAUUAAGGAUGAUAAUUUUGUUGGAAAGCUUGACGAUUCAAUUCUAGAAAUAUGGAAAGAAGAAGUGAUGAGAGCGCCAAAGGCAAUCGCGGCCAAAACGGCAAACUUGUAUAAUGUUCACAUCGAAGAUAGUAGAUCAUGUUGUUUGUGCAAAGGAUUGGGCGAUGGUUCGGAAACAAAAGAAGGUCGUUUAUUAUACUGCGGACAAAAUGAGUGGGUUCAUUCAAAUUGUGCGCUUUGGUCCAACGAAGUGUUUGAAGAGAUAGAUGGUUCUUUGCAGAACGUUCACAGCGCUAUUUCCAGAGGGAGGCUGAUUCGCUGUUCAGAGUGUGGGAAAAAAGGGGCAAGCGUUGGUUGCUGUGCAAAAAAUUGUAACAGUACUUUUCACUAUCCCUGUGCAAGGAGUAUAGGACUCGCCUUCAAUGAUGACAAAACAGUAUUCUGUUCUUUGCAUUUAAAUAACUGCACGCAUAAGACGCUGCAGAAUGAGAGUGAAUUUAGUCUUCGGAGACCAGUAUACGUUGAGUUAGAUCGCAAAAAAAAGAAGUAUGCGGAACCAAAUAAGGUGAAAGUAAUGAUAGGUUCAUUAAUGAUCGAUUGUUUGGGUACAGUUAUUCCUGAAUACUCUGACACGGUGGAGAAAAUUAUACCUUGUGAUUACAAAUGCUCCCGACUGUACUGGUCCACAGUGAAUCCGUUUAAAAUUGUACGGUAUUACAUUAGAACAUACGUACAAGUGUAUGUACCGGAAGUAUCUCCAGAUUUAGAGAAUAACGUAACAAUUGAUCAUUCGAAGGAGCAAGAAAAGGAGAAUACAGUAAAUGUACAGAAUAAUGAAUUUUUGGCUGCGAAACAGACAUUAGAUGCUUUAGUUGAUGCAGUCUGCAAUAAAGAAGUAGAUGAAAACCUAGCAGAGCAGAAUAACACUGAUCUUUUACCUCCAGAAUUAAAAGAAGCCAUAUUUGAAGAUCUUCCACAUGAUUUGUUGGAUGGAAUUUCCAUGCAGGAUAUAUUUCCAAAGAUAACAUAUGAAGAUUUCUUGGCAAUGGAUUUGAAGAAUGAUGGACCCUUUGCAACUGAUCUGUUUAAAGAUGAUAUGUUAUCGUCUGAGGUUGAUGAGAUUAUAAAACCAUCAGAGAACAAAAUCUCAAAGAUAGAUCCUUCUUUGUUAGAAUUAGGACCUCAUAAUGAUCUCUGGGUUCAUCUUGAGACGAAAACAUCGGUACAAGAUCUAAUGGACGAUUUAUUUAGCUCCAAAAAACGAGGGGGCAGGGAAUUGAAGAGAUCCAAAUCAGAAGUUAUGUCAAACAGUCCAUUAAUUGUCGGAGGACAGAGGCACCAUCAAAGAUCGUGUAGUUUAACUUGGAGCUGCAAAUUGGAUAGCACUUACGGUCCCAGCAUAAAACGAAGGAAGCUAUCUAGAAAUUCAAGCAUGACAAAGUCGAGUGAAUCCAACGUAUUAGAUUCUCAAACUGAGCGUCCACCUACUUUACAUGAAUUAAGAAUUCCGGACAGUAUAAUGGUCACUGUGGGCAGAGCUAACACCCCUAAUAUUCUAUCUGACUCUGUGCGAGAGUUAAAAUAUUGCAUCGAGGAUGCGAAUGGCAUUAAUCGCAGGGUCAUAUCGACCAGCCGUGAGGAGGGAAAAGAGCACAAGAGACUCUUUUGGCAUGCAAGGCAGCAGCCAAGAAUCCUACAGGUGGAUGGCCCUGCGGAUCCAAGCAGUGCCAGUGAGUGCAGUUCUCCAGAGUACAAUACAGAAGAGAAAAACACUCUAACAGAGCACUUAUCAAUCCCCCAAUUAGAUGGAAUUAACGAUGAAUCCUCCUGUGACAGUGAAAAAGAUUUUAAUCCUUGUACAAAAACUACAAAUGUCGUGCGCCCAAAAAGAAUAUACGGAUUCCUCAAAUCGCACAAUAAUUUGAAAUUGAAUUUAGAGAUCCCACAAUUGGAUGGUGCAGAUGACAUUUCCAGCGACGAUGAGUGUAUCUCACCUAAACAUAUUGAGAAUGAAAGAAUCAGUGUCACUGCGCAGUGCGGAGCACCCUUUGACCACAUAGACCGCCCUGUGACCUGUAAAAGAUGUCGCUGUACCUACAGAACGCAGGAUAGUUAUAACAGACACCUCGCGAACUGUGACAUUAUGGUAACAAGUGACAGCGACUCAGAGACUAUGGAUAACAAAUUGGCAUCACCUGAUUCUAGAUUCUCUCCAAGCAUCGGCUCAGUCUCUCCACAGUUUAUAACUCUGUCUCCAUCCGAGGGACAUACUCUGUCUUCUGAUUACCCAGAUAUGCAGGCAACAUCUCCUUUGGAAGCUUCUGUACCUUCACCCCAUCCAGCAAUUCAAAUCGAACCUAUAGCACAGGCAAUUAUAACACCUCAGAUUCACACCCACGCCACAGUGGAGACCGUCCAUCAAACAGUAUUAACAUCCAACGACAUGAUUGUGCAAACGCAGUAUACCAGAACAACCACCACACUACCAAAUGCUACAGUAUUACCCCAGGAAAGUACUGUUCAGAUAACAGAGAUAACAGAUCCUCCAUCUGUCGCAAGUGAUUCCAGUUCAUCGCAGAAUUCUCCAGAUGUUUCACAGACAAUCCCAAGCCCUCAAGUAUCUCCAACAUUCUCAUCGACUGGUGUGCAAACAGCAAGCAAUGAGCAGACGAACUGCCAAAUGACUAAAUUGAAAUCAAAGUCUCCAAGAGCCCCCAAGUCCAGGGCAAAGGGAAUCAAAGCACAGAUUGUAAAAAAUACUAUUCAGCCUCAUAACGGACACAAUAGAUUCCAACCAGUGCAGAAUAAUACUCCAGUUAUCCAGUUGCAGCAAACUCAGAGACCCAGCGGGCCAACCGUGAUACUCCAACAGGUUGCGUCCCCAGGAAUUAUGUCUGCGUACGUUGAAACAUUGCAACAGCAAUCAGGACAGAAUCUCCAGUAUGUAACGACAAUUGGAGGUCAGCACGAGACUGCGUUUAAACCUCAGUUCAUAACAACCAAUCACCUAGUUCCUGGCGCUUACAUACAGGCAUCUGAUAAUUUAUUGGCAUUGCAAAAUGGAGGUAUAUCGAUAUUGCCUGGUGUGCAGAUUGCUCAGACGCAGCCCACAGUCCUCGGAACAAUUAUCCAACAACAGCCCAAUGCGAUUCAGUGUGGGGUUAUUUCAUCAGAACAAUUAUUACUAAGUUCAACGCCUACGUUGGAAAUGUUCACAGAUUCAACUGGCAGCAUGUUUCUUUCUAAUCAACCAAUGUAUUACGGUCUGGAGACCAUCGUAAGCAACACAGUGAUGUCUUCCAGCCAGUUCAUGGCUGGCACAGUUCCACAGGUGCUGGCAAGCAGCUACCAAACCACAACGCAGGUGUUCCAAGCAUCAAAGCUUAUGGAGCCUAUUGUCGAUGUUCAGGCUGUGCCCACUGUAACUGCUGUACCCAGCGUGUCCAAUAUAGCUAGCAUACCCAUUCCAACUGUACCUAAUGUACCUAACGUAACAAAUAUACCCAGCGUGCCCGGUGCAUCCAGCAUACCAAACGUACUUGGUGCUCCAAAUAUACCUAAUGUAUCCAAUAUACCCGCUGCGCCUAGUGCUCCUAACAUACCCAAUGUACCCAGUGUAUCCAGCGUUGGAAACAUCCCUGCAGUGCCCAGCUACGUUGUAGUGAAUCAGACACCACCCAUAGCAGAGCCCAUAGUAACUCCACAGAUAAAUAUGCCAGUGACUGAGAGUUUCAAUCCUAUAUUGCCUGUAUCUUGUCAAGAUAUGUGUCCAUCAGAGCCCCAGGUAACCAGAGUAACAUCGUCGCCAAAAUUACUUCAGAAUUCAAUACCAAGAGUGGCUGUGCGUCCCAGUCCAGUUACGCAAAUGAAUAACGGACCGUGGAAGAUCACGGAGCCUCUGUUUGGUUCAGAGCAGAUGAACAACAACGUGAGACCUUAUUUCGAUUCAAAACAUGUAUCAGAAAAUACUAGUAUGAUAAAAUCCAGCAUAUCGUCUAAGAUACCCCCGCUACCUAAUCAUUGCAUCACGCAGAGGGACAUAAUUGUAAAUAAAUUGAGCCAUGAUGUAAAUAAUGUGCAUAAUUAUAGUAGUACUAGUUCGAACAAUGUUAAUGUAAGUACGAGUAGUAAUACAGUAAUCAGCAGCUCGUGUAUGCAGAGUAAGACAAGUAGUGUACCAACGAGCAGACCCAUGAACAGAGUAUUGCCAAUGCAAGCGGUAACCCCUAAGCAAGAUACCACGAAGACAGAGAUGAUUAUAGAGGAACCAACGAAGCCUGAGAUAAAGCCUGCGGAACCCGAGUCGAAGAAGAUGGAGGCUGUGGCGCCAGUGAAAAAACCUGAGACAACGAUAAGCGACAUAAAUGAUAUGAAAUUAAAUACAGAGACCAUAGAGAAGGUGAAAGAGAAUCUGAAGUUGGAACUAGACAAGGAAAAACUGCAAAAUGCAUCACUCAAGAUAGUAUUACAGAAACAACUUCAAGAUGGUUCUUACAAAAUCACUCAUAACAUGAAAGCGGUAACUCAGAAUAAGAAAUCUCCGCAGGUAACUUCUGUGGAAAUUUUACCAACAAAGCAGGUACCUCAGAUAGCUUCUCUACAAUUAUUACCAAUUAAAACAUUCACCUUGAAGGCGAACAAAAUUGAUGAGAAGAAACCUAUCAAUAUAUUAAAAACAAAGGCUCCUCCCGUUGCUGUGAAAAAGCCAAGAGUAAUUAAAUCAAACACACAUACACAGAAAGCCUCUUCGAAAGGACCAAUGCUGAUGUACGAGAUCAAAUCACAGGAUGGAUUCAUUCAUACAGCUUCAUCGAUGGCUGAAGUAUGGGAGACAGUGUUUCAGGCCGUGCAGAGUGCUCGAAAAGCUCACAAUUUGCCCCCGUUACCUCAUAAUCCUCUAACCGAGAAUCUGGGCUUGGAGAAUAAUGCUACAGUAUAUUUGGUGGAGCAGCUGCCUGAUGUAAAUAAAUGUACCAAGUAUAAACCUAGGUUUCAUAGUCUAACACCUCCUAAAGCUGGAGAGGGAGAAAAUGAUCUGCCAACGGCUUGUGAUAACGGUGCUGCUCGUGCAGAGCCUUUUAAAGGGAGGAAGGUUCAUGAUAUGUUCAGUUGGUUAGCGUCCAGGCACAGGCAGCAGCCUAAAUUAAUUGCUAUAUCAGAAGCUGAAUCUAGACGAGUGGCAAGCACAAACUUGCCAAUGGCUAUGCGUUUCAGAAUCCUUAAAGAAACAUCAAAAGAAUCAGUUGGAGUCUAUCAUUCUCAUAUUCAUGGCAGAGGUUUGUUUUGUCUGAGAGACAUAGAAGCUGGAGAAAUGGUUAUUGAAUACGCUGGUGAGGUGAUUCGAGCUUCUCUAACUGACAAAAGGGAGAAAUAUUAUGACAGUAAAAAUAUAGGAUGUUAUAUGUUCAAAAUCGACGAUCAUUUCGUUGUUGAUGCCACGAUGAAAGGGAAUGCGGCUAGAUUCAUUAACCACUCCUGCGAGCCAAACUGUUAUUCGCGAGUGGUAGACAUCCUAGGUAAGAAGCACAUACUAAUCUUCGCUCUUCGUCGAAUAAAUCAAGGCGAAGAAUUAACGUACGACUACAAGUUUCCCUUCGAAGAUAUCAAGAUUCCAUGUACCUGCGGUUCGCGCAGAUGUCGUAAAUACCUCAACUGAGACUGCUAACGACGAGCGCUUUUGGGGAUAGGAUUCAUUUUAUCGAACGUUAUUCAUUUUAAUCGUCAAACUAUUUUCAGAGAUCGCAGCUUUUUAUUACUAUAAUGGAAAAUAGAUAUAUUAGAAGGCCAGAAUUCGCGUUAUGACAAUGUUACUUCAAACGGCUACGAUCGGUAGUUGAUUUUAAGGAGUCUACUUAUAGCAAUAAACGCGUCCUGCUUUCUCUAUUCUGAAAUGAAUCCUCCAUUGGAGGUUCAUGAAAGUUAUCCACAUAUACAUACACGUACACACACAAUACACAUGCACUUUUAGACUCUACUUUAAGUGUACAAGUUAUCGUCACUUUACACUAAAUCCAAAACGCUCUUAAGUUAGAAUUCGAAUUGGACCAAAAUUCUGUACUUAGAAGGGAAAACAAAAAAAAAUGUUCUCCCAGGUCACUUACUUUCUUGACCCUUUCUAGGUCACUGACCAUACUUCGCUGAAUUACUAUUUUAAAUUUUCCCGCGCUUCGGUGAAUUCGAAAAUUGGCGCGAGAAUUUGAAAAACGAGCAUGGUCAUUUGAAAGGGUUAACAUGAAAAUAAUAUAUAUUAUAUAUAUAUAUAUACAUUAUUUAGUGUACAGUGUACGAUGAACUUUGUAGGGCCAGAAUUUCAAACGUUCUUUGUAAAUUAUGUAAUUGUUAGAUUAGAUACAUUGUCCUUGAUGUAAGUACCAGUAAGAAAGAAAAGAAAGGAACAGAUUAUAACCGUUUCGAAGGCAUACCUACUUUGGCAGACAUUGAUGAUAAUUUAAGUCUUAUCGUAGUGAAGAAAACUAAAAAACCCAAAAAAAAGAAAAAAGGAAAUGGGGGAGAGUUCCCGAUAAAAAAUGAAUUAUAUUCAUUUGAAGAAUGCGCAAUAUAUUAUUUUGAUAUGUGUUUUUUUUUAUAGAUCUUUUUCAAGAAUGCACCCAUGCGUUUGUGCUUCCGCCUUGCCAAUAUAUUAUUAUUUUUAUUCGACAAGAACCACAUUAAGCUUACGUUUGGGACAAGAUGUGUAUAAAAGGAGAUACUAAUAAUAAUUAAUGAUAAGAUAUGAUUGGAAGUGAAACUUUUCUAGGAUAUUUCUAGAAAACGUUUGUGAUAUAUUCCCACGCUGGGGACUACGGAUCGAUAUGGUGUAUCCGUAGAGAGAUGAAAGCACCUUUCUGUGAAAUGCAGUUUUGCCUUACCUUUAAUGUACCUACGCUUGAAAACCCGGUGAUAGAUUUUUAGAUGUACCCAUUCAAAAAACAAGCUAAUUGUGUCUAUCGCAUCCAUAUUAAGCUAUAUGAUAUAAAAAGAAGUAUUUUUAGUGCGGUCAAUCAAUUUCUGCCGAGGUGGUUGGUCCCUUGAAAUUAUUUGGUGCUCCAUGGACACCGUUAAGUGCACUUUAAGAGGAUGAAAAAUGAAGAAAAUAGAAAAAAAGAAAUGGCCUAGGGUAGGGGUGGAUUUUAAUAAAUUAAGAAAAGCGAAUUUUAUUUAAUAAAAUAAUUGUAUAUGAGAGAGAGUGAAAUGAUGGCAGGAACAUUAUUCGAAGCGCGCGCGCUUUUGUCGGUCGUGCAACAAUCUUUUUUUAAUCGGCCUGGUUUGGUACAAAAUGCGUAUGAUAAUUUGUAAAAAGAAAAAAGAAAAAAAAAGAAACUAGUUCUGGUCACAAGAAAUUGCCAUUUUUCUUUUCUUUUUUUUUUUUAAACAUGGAAAAAUGAAUAUUGUUAAUAUAAUUAUUUGUAAAGAUGAAGGAAAUGGAAAAAUCAUGCGGACGUAUAAAACAGUAAUUUUUACUUGGAGAAUAUAAUAGCAAUGUUAGAUAUUUUAUUGAUAUUUAUUAUUACGGAUGACGGUUCUAGGGUUAAAACAAAACUAAUGAUUUUUAGAGAGCAUGGUGCCGCACGAUGGUCUAAAUAUUGUUGAGAUAAUAUAAACACGCCAGCUUCUUUUUUAAUUGUUAUAACACAUCACCGUAAAUCAUUUUUUAUGGGGAUAUUCCCAUAGCAAGAAUUAUAAAGGUGUACAAAUUAUUUCGGUGCCUUUCACCAUUUCAAAUUCAAAUUUUCCGCGCGCUUUUGUAGGCGCGGAAAUUUUCAGAUUCUUCAACCAAAUUAAUUUGUACACCUAAUAGAGAUAGACGAAUUAAGAGCAUUGUUUUCUAUUUUAUUUAUAAAUCCAUCGAAAUACUUUAUGCUCCAUAAUGAAUCAUUUAAAAAAAGAAAAUGAAUUUUUUUUUAAAUGAUUCGUGGAACGUGUACAAGGCUUGUUUAGUAUUACGCAUCAUUAUUAUUAUUACGAUUAAUUAUAACUUACACAGAGAUAGAAAAGCAUAAUACAUCACCACUCAUCAUAUUGUGCACCAACAGUUUGUUUACACCAGUCAGCACCUUUAAAAAAAAAAAAAAUUAAAUUCGACAUAUAUGUGUAAUCUUGAGAAGUGUUGAGUGGUUAAGUUUAUUUUUGUUACGACAAUUUCCAAAAUAAUCGCAGCGUUGCGUAUAGGGUUCUCCAAGGGCGUGUUUUGAGGUGUUCCCUUGACGCCCCAUGGAUCCGCCCCUGAUCUCUUCGGAAGAAGUAAAAAAGAGAUAAGUAAUACUAUUAAAAA
This is a messenger RNA of Osmia lignaria (orchard mason bee), 11885 nucleotides long. RefSeq names its product histone lysine N-methyltransferase trithorax (gene trx). Gene Ontology annotation, cellular component: nucleus; histone methyltransferase complex. The record is from RefSeq and is a predicted model, not a curated record. Gene Ontology annotation, biological process: positive regulation of DNA-templated transcription. NCBI's taxonomy places the organism in Eukaryota, Metazoa, Arthropoda, Insecta, Hymenoptera, Megachilidae. Gene Ontology annotation, molecular function: protein binding; sequence-specific DNA binding; histone H3K4 methyltransferase activity.